GCACUGAUCAUACACAACUCGGACGUGAGACAGACAAGAUAUUCGCCAAACAUGUUACAUACCAAGAUUAUGUUCGCGUUAGCGCUUAUGAUCGCACUUGUGGCUUCCACCCCUAUGCACAUUAGACCGCAAAUACCCCCUGAAUUCACAAUAGUAUACCUUGAGGCUCCAUGCGUGCAGCAAGGCGGCAUAUGCAUGCACGUGGACGACUGUGAGCCACAGAAGAGGGUGUCCAUCAAAGGACUUUGCCCAAGACAGCGUCAUCUAGGGGCAGAAUGUUGCUACGAACAAUUUUGACCACCUACCGCCCUGAUUGACUCCGCCUUCAGUUUUAUUUAUAAGAAUAAUUAAUAAGGUUAUUUAAAUAUUUAGAUUAUAAUUUUAU
Messenger RNA from Aricia agestis (brown argus), 385 nucleotides. RefSeq lists its product as uncharacterized. The coding region runs from base 52 to 297 and encodes 81 amino acids. The transcript has 3 exons. NCBI's taxonomy places the organism in Eukaryota, Metazoa, Arthropoda, Insecta, Lepidoptera, Lycaenidae. The record is from RefSeq and is a predicted model, not a curated record.